AAAUAGAAAGGAAGAAAAAGGGAAGAAUGGUUGGUAUGAGAAUGGCAUUGCAUCGGCCUUACCUUUACCUACCCAAACGCUCAAUAAGAAAUAAAGUGAUUUUAGAUUCACUGUCUUACCAACCCCAUUUCCCACCAUCACCCUUCAAAACCUCCAUCUCUUUCGCCCCCUUUUACCUUCAAAACAACACAGAUUUGCCUCUCAGAUUACACUACACUUUCAAUCUCCGACCAUGGGCGGCCGCACCGUCUUCUCUUUGGCUGAGGUUGCCUCUCAUGACAAUCGCAACGACUGCUGGUUGAUCAUUGAAGAUAAGACAAGUUGUUCACCGAAUUUUUGGGUUCGUGAAGCGAGAGAAAUAAUAGAAUUGGCAAGAGAAAGAGAGAGUUCUUCCGGCGAUGUCUGGUCCAUUGCUAGAUUCUCCUUUAUUUCUAGACUUUUUUGUAAUUAUUGGUUAGGUAUCAUUUUACAUAAUUAAAGCCCUUUGUAGUUCGGCUUCCUUUUCGUUCUUUUAAUGCCUCAAUGAAAGUCAGGUUUUUCAUUAAAUAAUAAUCUACCUGUUCAAGCUCUCUGGUUUAAGAGUAUUUGACUUCCCAUCCAUAUAUGAUGUUUACUUUUAAUUUCUGUGGUAGACUGGUAGGCAAACAAAAUUACAUGUUUUUCUCUUACCUUAAAAUUUUGUUCUCCUCUUUCUCCCAUAUCAGAUUUGCAUCCAGGCUUCUUGGCUGCAUAUUGUUUGUGGUGUAUGAUGUAACAAAGUUCCUAGAAGACCAUCCUGGUGGUGAUGAAGUCUUGUUGUCAGGAGUUGGUAAGGAUGCAACCAAUGAUUUUUUCGACGUUGGGCACAGUAGCGCUGCUAGAGCAAUGAUGGAAGAAUUUUACGUAGGCGAUAUCGAUAGCUCAACUAUUCCUGCAAAAAGAACGUACACUCCUCCAAAGCAACCCCUAUACAACCAAGACAAGACACCAGAGUUCAUUAUCAAGGUCCUCCAGUUUCUUGCUCCCCUGAUAAUUUUGGGCUUGGCUUUUGGCAUCCACCUCUAUACCAAAACAACUUAAACAUUGAAACUAUAUCUUUUUUUUUUUUUUUUUGAAAAUUGGUUCAUUUUGUUCCAAUGAGUAUACUUUGCUUGAAACUUGUUGUAUGAUGCCACUAAAGAAUAUGUCAACUUCCUUUGUUCAGCA
This is a messenger RNA of Benincasa hispida (wax gourd), 1185 nucleotides long. The record is from RefSeq and is a predicted model, not a curated record. Lineage: Eukaryota; Viridiplantae; Streptophyta; Magnoliopsida; Cucurbitales; Cucurbitaceae.